Messenger RNA from Fusarium odoratissimum NRRL 54006, 984 nucleotides. RefSeq lists its product as uncharacterized. The record is from RefSeq and is a predicted model, not a curated record. Gene Ontology annotation, molecular function: hydrolase activity. Lineage: Eukaryota; Fungi; Ascomycota; Sordariomycetes; Hypocreales; Nectriaceae. Bases 1 to 984 code for a protein of 327 amino acids. The transcript has 4 exons.
AUGUCUAUCCCCUGGAACGAUGACUCAGUCUUUGAGUCUUACAACCUUAUUGAAGAGACAUUCAAGACUGUCUCGUCUCAUAAUAUCAAAACAGCCAUUCUAAUCCCCAAAAACCUCAAGCCUGGUCACCAUCCAAUCAUCUAUCAUAUCCACGGUGGUUUUCUCGUCAUGGGAAGUGGCUUGUUCGGUCCUUUUUUCCCAAAGUGGGUUGACAAACUUGCGCUCCAAAACUCCGCCAUCAUCGUCUCCCCCGACUACAGAUUGUUGCCCUCUGCGAAUGGCCUGGAUGAUGUUCUCGAGGAUGUCGAAGAUGGCUGGCAGUGGACCAAGAAUAAUUUGCCUGAUAUCUUGGAGGAGAAGGCUCCUGGUCACUCUAUUGACUUUUCGCAUGUCCUUCUUGCUGGCGGAUCAGCUGGUGGAUACUGCUCUACCCAGCUUGCUCUCUCUCAUCCAGAGGAUUUCCACUCUCUUGCUGUCGUAUACCCUCUGCUGGACACAAAAGACAGACUCUAUCUUCAAGGUGCACUCCCCAACGAACCAACCGUGUUGCGCAUGCCGCUAGAAGAAAUUCCAUCAAUGGAAGACACUCUAGCUUGGAUCGAAAAAACGCGUAAGAAACCUGAAUCAAGAGCUGGUUUUGAGAGGACUCCCUUCGCAGUUGCAGCUUGUCAGCGGGGUAUUUUCUCAUCUCACAUGCUGGACAACAAGGGUCUUGACAAGGCGGAUUUCCAUCCUCUUGAGAGAAUCGAAGCUGGUGCCAAGUUGCCCAAACAUAUGUGGAUCAUGCAUGGAGAUGAUGACUCGACCGUCCCAAUCCGCGGCUCUGAGAAGUUCGUAGAUUUAGUGGCUGAGAGGUUACCAGAGACUGUUGUGCGGUAUGAUCCUGUUGCUGGCGAGGACCACGGAUUCGAGUUUGAUGAGAAGAGAUGGGAAUCUUUUGCUGAUGAGGCACUUGCCUUUGUGAGAGAUUCUUGGCUGGCUUAG